This is a messenger RNA of Olea europaea var. sylvestris, 1075 nucleotides long. RefSeq lists its product as uncharacterized. Bases 17 to 721 code for a protein of 234 amino acids. The transcript has 2 exons. The record is from RefSeq and is a predicted model, not a curated record. Lineage: Eukaryota; Viridiplantae; Streptophyta; Magnoliopsida; Lamiales; Oleaceae.
UGCUUCUAUUAUUGUUAUGUUAAAAAGAUUUAAGCUUAUCCGACGUGGUCUUCAAGCUUUGGUUAUUAGUGAAAAAUGGUCACUUUAUCGAGAAGAUGACAUGACGAAGGCAAGUUUUGUAAAAUUGAAAGUGUUUGAUGAUCUUUGGUGGGACUCUAAAAGUUAUGUUCUUUCCUUUACUUCUCCCAUUUAUGACAUGCUUAGAUUUUCUGAUACGGAUAAACCUUGCCUUCACUUAGUUUACGACAUGCGGGAUACAAUGAUUGAGAAAGUGAAAGGAAUAAUUUAUAGGCAUGAGAAAAAAGUUCAAGAAGAGGAAUCAUCAUUCUACAAUGUUGUUCAUCAGAUACUUGUAGGUCGUUGGAACAAAAAUAACACUCCACUUCAUUGCUUGUCUCAUUCUCUAAAUCCAAGGUACUAUAGCGAGGAAUGGCUUAAUAAGGAUCCCACAUUUGCUCCACAUAGAGAUGUAGAGAUUUCAAGAGAAAGAAUAAAAUGCUUUAAGAGGUACUUGUCAAAUGAAGAGCGUAUUAUGGUGAAUAAGGAGUAUGCCAAAUUCUCAAAUAUGGAAGAUGACUUUGGUGAUUUUGAAUCCAUCCAUGAUUGUUACUGCUUAGACCCAAAGACUUGGUGGGUUAUUUAUGGUGCUUGCACACCUAUGCUUCAAAGUUAUGCUUUGAAAUUAUUGGGGCAACCAUCUUCUUCAUUGUGUUGUGAGUGAAAUUGGAGUACUUAUUCCUUUUUGCACUCUCUUAAACGAAAUAAGCUAACUCCAAAACAUGCGGAAGAUUUGGUUUUCGUCUAUAGCAAUCUUCGUCUCUUGUCAAGGAGGAGUGCGCAAUACUCACAAGGAGAGACUAAAAUGUGGGAUAUUGGUGGAGAUGCAUUUGAUACAUUUGAAGAUAUUGGUGUGCUUGAAGUCGCUAAUUUAUCUCUAGACGAACAGGAAUUGGAGGUGAUGGUAUUUGCUGAUGGAGAUGAAGAUGUUGAAGAGAUUCAAGAUGAAUGAUGUAAUUAAUUUCAUUUUUACUUUUUGAACUUAUGUCAUUAAGAAACAUUGAUGAAUUUAAUGUCA